Neurospora crassa OR74A is the source of this 2307-nucleotide messenger RNA. RefSeq lists its product as hypothetical. The transcript has a single exon. Gene Ontology annotation, cellular component: SAGA complex. NCBI's taxonomy places the organism in Eukaryota, Fungi, Ascomycota, Sordariomycetes, Sordariales, Sordariaceae. Bases 525 to 1910 code for a protein of 461 amino acids. The record is from RefSeq and is a predicted model, not a curated record.
UCGUCUUCCUGCUUUCUUUCAGUUUACUUCCCAAAUCCAAUGCAGGAGUAGCAGCCUACAUAAUAGAGGCUCGGUUCAAACUGCUUCCAGGUCUUUCUGUCUGCAGAUUCCUUGAAACUUGCUGCAUUUUAGAAACAUCACGUCGGGCAUGUGGUUGGUGGUCCGUGCUUUUCACGCUCUAUGAAACCCCCCAGCUUCCAUUUCAAAGUUCCCUUCCUGUCGUGGGAAUUUCUUCGACCAAACCAUUAUCUCCCCACUGAAGUAUUCGGCAUUCAUCACUUGUCUCUGCUGGACGGAAGCUUCUUACUCAAUCACGUUAUAUAAUUUAUUAACAUAUCACACCUUUUUCAAGCCCACGUUACUCGCUGAGAUACCCAUCCUGGCCAUCCAGGCUCCCCUCACCGUGCAUCCCCUCGUGAGAACCUCGACGUCCACAUCACUGCAGCAACAAACACUCAUCCACACCACUCACUCACAACACGACAAGUAGGGGCACUCACGCCCCCCCAACACACACAGCCAAAAUGUCAUCUCGCAACCGUCAAUCCCGCAACCCCAACCGCAACUCGUCGUCCAGCACCCAAGGCGAGGAAGCCCAGAUCUGGUCCCAAAUCAAAGACGAGAUCCGCGAGCUGGUCGAUUCCAUCAACACCUCCAACGACCAGAUCCGCGCCAUUCUCGCUCAGGACUCUCUGAUUGCCAAGUCACGUGAAGCACAAGCUUCAAAAGAGAAUUCACCCAAUGCUGAAGACAAAACCGACAUUGCAGCCCUAGAACAAACGCUCGACACGCUCAUCCGCGCCGGAGUGGGCGGUGCUGACAUCAGCAAACAAAAACUCCAAGAGGUGAUUGAACAUGUCAUGGUGUUGCGAGCACUAGUCAAGGCGAGGGAGGAGAGCGAAGGGGUGGUGCAUAGCGUGGGCACGCCGGGACCUCAUUCCGGUAGUGCGGGACGGGACAGAAACAGCUCCAGCCUUUUGGGGAGCGGAGGGAGGUCAAGUUCGGCCAGGGGGCAUGCGGGGGGAAAGGGGGAUCGAGGAGGAGAUCGUGAAGGGAGGGGAGAUAGGGACCGUGAUCGGGGUGACAAGGAUCGUGGCGACCGCGGGGACAGGGAAAAGGGGGAGAAAGAAGGGGGCAGAGAUCGGGACCGUAAUUCGGAGAGGCUGGGUGACAAGUUGGGAUUGGGAGACAAGGACAGGGAUAAACACAGCGACCGCGAUCUAAGUUCCAUGUACGACUUUGACGGCGCCGGCGACUCACCUGUCCCUUCUCCUCUGUCAAGUCACACCAGGAAGCUCGGCGGAGCCAAUACUACGGCCGGCAGUGAUAGGGCUUCUACCGCCCGCGACAGCGUGCCUCCCCGCGACACACCCUCCAAGGAUUCCGUCCCUCCGGAACCCAACACCAGCACCACCUCCAACGGCACCACUUCCGCAGGACCUACAACAGCAGGCGCCACCCAACGCGCCAAAGUCAUCUUCCACAAGGGCCAAGACGUAGUCUUCAAGCCCAAAGCCUCCCCGGCGUCGGGAAACGAAACCACCGAGUGGAUGCUGGGACGCGUGCAACAAGUUUCGGGCGAGGGCAAGUCUCGUCGGUAUCGCGUGCAGGACGCCGAUCCCGAUCUGAAGCCGGACGAACGCGUCGAGUACCGCACUUCUGCGUCGAGCAUGAUACCCAUUCCCGCGGCGGGAGAAGAAGAGAAGAAGCUGCCCAAGCUGGAAAAGGGCAAGGUGGUGUUGGCGCUGUAUCCGGAUAGCACGACAUUCUACAAGGCGGAGGUGAUGGGAACCGAAGCCGAGGGCGAGGGAGAGGGCAAGCAGAGGGUCAAGUUGAGGUUUGAGGGAGAGGAGAACAGUGGGACGCUGCAGUUAGUGGAGAGGCGGUUUGUGGUGGAGUAUAGGGCUUAGAAGGCUGAUGUUGGGAUGAGGAAGACGAGGAUAGAAGACCUUUUACGCCUGAACUUUCGGCUCAGCGACCUUGAACUCGGUGAGGAUGGUUCGGAUGGGCACGACUCUAGGGAAAGAAGAGGUAUUGGGGCAAUGACAAGGGCACGGCAAUAUACAUAUGGGUUGCUCGUAUGCCCAGGGAUGGGUUGGAGAUUUUGGUAUUUGGUGGUUAUGCGCAGGAUACGACAUACGGAACAGGCAUGGUUUGUACAAGCAGCGAAUACACCCAGCGGGCUGUUUAGAAUACUGGAUAUAUCAUGGUGGUAUCAACAAUUCAUCCGAUCCAUGAUGACGAGUGUAUGUCUAGUUUCGGUGCGGUUCUCUGCUGUGGCCAGAUUUAAUCAAUGAGUGCUUGUCU